This is a messenger RNA of Diceros bicornis minor, 693 nucleotides long. RefSeq names its product NADH:ubiquinone oxidoreductase subunit B8 (gene NDUFB8). The transcript has 5 exons. The coding region runs from base 27 to 599 and encodes 190 amino acids. Gene Ontology annotation, biological process: mitochondrial electron transport, NADH to ubiquinone. The record is from RefSeq and is a predicted model, not a curated record. NCBI's taxonomy places the organism in Eukaryota, Metazoa, Chordata, Mammalia, Perissodactyla, Rhinocerotidae. Gene Ontology annotation, cellular component: mitochondrion.
CGGGGUGAAACGGGAAGAAGGUGAAAAUGGCGGCGGCCAGGGCCGGGGUCCUGGGAGUCCGUUGGCUGCAAAGGUCAGCCCGGAACUUGUUGCCCUUGGGUGCACGGACGGGUGCACGGACAGCCUCUCAUAUUACCAAGGACAUGCUUCCGGGGCCUUAUCCCAAGACUCCAGAAGAACGGGCUGCCGCCGCCAAGAAGUAUAAUAUGCGGGUAGAAGACUACGAGCCGUACCCGGAUGAUGGCAUGGGGUAUGGCGACUACCCGAAGCUCCCUGACCGCUCACAGCAGGAGAGGGAUCCAUGGUAUGACUGGGACCACCCAGACCUGAGGUUGAAUUGGGGUGAACCGAUGCACUGGGACCUAGACAUGUAUAUCAGGAACCGUGUGGACACGUCCCCCACGCCUGUUUCUUGGAAUGUCAUGUGUAAGCAUCUCUUCGGCUUCGUGGCCUUCAUGAUGUUCAUGUUUUGGGUUGGGGAGACUUACCCCACCUACCAGCCCGUGGGGCCAAAGCAGUAUCCUUAUAACAAUCUGUACCUGGAACGAGGCGGCGAUCCCACCAAAGAGCCUGAGCCGGUGGUUCAUUAUGAGAUCUGAGGAGGCUUCGUGGGCUUUGUGCCCUCUAACUGACUCCCUCAUUUCUAGAGAUUUAACCUUAAUGAAAUCCCUAAUAAAACUUAGUGCUGUGGUA